Symbiodinium natans is the source of this 1491-nucleotide messenger RNA. The record is from the annotation of a GenBank genome assembly. Lineage: Eukaryota; Dinophyceae; Suessiales; Symbiodiniaceae.
AUGUCAGUGCGACUGGAAGUAGCACUCCUGAGCGGCAGGAGGGCAAGUGUCGAGUUGGAGCCCACCUCCACCCUUGAUGAGGUGGCCCAGCGGGCGCAGGCCUUGCUGUCUGUGGGCCGAUGCCGCCUGGCGAAGUCUUCUGGAGAGAUCCUACCGGGAGCUGCGUCUGUUGAGCAAGUGGGCCUGCAGACUGGAGAUUCCCUAACCGUGCACGUGAGGGAGGUGCAGGUGGCCGCUGCCCGUUGGAAGUGCGAUGCCUCAGCAUUCGCGGCAAUCCGGGGCGACGCUUCGGUGUUAGCCUGGGGAGACCCAGACAUUGGAGGUGACAUCGCCGAGGUCCAAGACAGGCUCGUAAACGUGCAUCAAAUUCAGGCGUCGCUGUUUGCAUUUGCUGCAAUCCUCGGUGAUGGAGGUGUCGUGACAUGGGGAGGCCAGGACUGUGGUGGAAACAGCGAGGCCGUUCAGGACCAGCUGAAGGAUGUCCGCGAAAUCCAGGCUGGCACAGAGGUGUUUGCCGCGAUCCGCGCCGAUGGGAGUGUUGUGACCUGGGGAAAUCCGGAUUUCGGAAGUGACAGCAGCGCGGUGCAGGAGCAGCUCCAGAAAGUUGAGAAAAUCCAAGCCACCAAGUAUGCCUUCGCGGCCAUCGUAGAAGAUGGAUCGGUUGUUACGUGGGGGCAUCCGGAAUAUGGUGGAGACAGCGCUUCGGUCCAAGACCAGCUCAAACAUGUGAGGUGUAUCCAGGCCUCUGAUGAGGCCUUUGCUGCAAUUCUGGCGGACGGGUCAGCAGUAGCCUGGGGGAACCCAGAAUUCGGCGGCGACAGCAGCGCGGUCCGUGACAAGCUGCGGAAUGUGAGUCACAUCCAGGCUUCGAGGCAGUCGUUCGCUGCCAUCCUGGCUGAUGGGUCGGUUGUUUCUUGGCCCCAAGAUGAACCAGGUGGGGACAGCAGCAGCGUGCAAGAGCAGCUGCGAGACGUUCAGGCAAUCCAAGCCUCGGAUGAGGCCUUUGCAGCAGUGCUCGCAGAUGGCGGAGUUGUGACUUGGGGGAGUCCGGAAGCCGGUGGGGACAGCAGUGCCGUACAGCCACAGCUGAGGGGCGUGCAGAAGAUCCAGGCGACUUCGCAGGCCUUCGCAGCGAUCCUUCGGGAUGGAUCCGUCGUCACAUGGGGUGAUCCUGCUUGUGGCGGUGACAGCAGCAGUGUCCAAGACCGGCUUCACGACGUGCAGCACAUUCAGGCCUCCAACACUGCCUUCGCGGCGCUCCUGGGUGAUGGCUCGGCUGUUUGCUGGGGCGACGCCCGGAAAGGUGGGGCUUCUGCGCAUGACUUGAAGGACCUUCGUGCUCUCCAGGCGUGUGAGCAAGCCAUGGCCGGAAUUCUCCAGGAUGGCUCUCUCAUCGCUUGGGGGGAGCAGCGUUUCGGUGGCCACAUUGGGGCCGUCGAUCCGGCCUUGUACCAUCGGCCGACACUUCCCACUGAAGAAGCCGCAGCCUAA